This is a messenger RNA of Oryzias melastigma (Indian medaka), 710 nucleotides long. Its product is annotated as cytochrome c oxidase assembly protein COX14 homolog. NCBI's taxonomy places the organism in Eukaryota, Metazoa, Chordata, Actinopteri, Beloniformes, Adrianichthyidae. The transcript has 2 exons. The record is from RefSeq and is a predicted model, not a curated record. Bases 152 to 328 code for a protein of 58 amino acids.
CUUCUGGUUUUCCGUACCUUACAAAAAAGCGAAUGUAAGCAGAGUGAUUGCUAACUUUAUUAGCUUCUCUGUUGACAUUGAGGUAGGUUGUCGCGAUUCGCUUCUUUAUUGGAUUAAAUAUAAGCGGGUUAUCAUCAUCAUCAUCGUCAUCAUGUUGACGGGAAAACGCCUUGCUGACAUAGGAUACCGUGCUUUUUCUGCCUCCAUGAUGCUGCUGACGGUGUACGGAGGCUACCUGUGUUCGGUGCGAGCGUACCGCUACAUGCAGAGACAGAAACAGCUGAAAGUGGCUGCGGAGACCCAGGAUGCUGAAAUCAUCAAGGACUGACUCGCACAGAGUGCUCUCUUCAACGUACAUAUGGACACGUCCCUCUCCUCUUUCUUGUGUGCAUUGCUAACAAACAGCCUGUUCUCUUCUGGAGUCUGGAAUUAUUCAAUGGUUGCUUCACAAACCCAAGUUGGUUUGUAAAAAUAUUUCAUCAAGCCAAUUUAAACCUUUCUUUUAUUGUUUUGCCUUUAAUUCAGGUGACAAUGUUUCAGUAAAAAAUAUGUCUGUAAUUGUUUGUGCUUUAUUGUAAAACACUUUUGGUCACAGUUUAUAUUGUUUUUCACCAUGUGGCAAAAUCCUGUUUUUAAAAACAAUUUAUUUUAAAAUACAUUUGUACAAGGCACUCAAGUGAGAACACAGUAAACAGUGGUCCUCAAACCUG